AUAAAAGAUAUAGAUUAAAUAAAAAAGUUAAAGCAACUAAUAAUGAAAGUACUCAACUACUUCGUUUAAACGAAAAUAUUCAACCACCGCCCUUGGAUGAAAAUAUUCAAUUGUUACCCUUAAGCGAGGAUAAUGUAGAUACAGAUAGCAUCGAAAAUAGCAGUGAUAAACUUAUUUAUAAUAUAUAUGAUAUUGAAAAGCUUGUUAAUAUCAAAUUUAGAGAUAGUGAAGAAAAAGAUAAACCAGUUAAAUUUUCUGUAAUAGUAAAACUUGAAAGAAAAUUAGUUAAUGAAGAAAUAAUAUCUCUAGAAAUUGAUCAAAAUAAGAAUACAGAGUUUCGGGAA
This is a messenger RNA of Racocetra persica, 344 nucleotides long. Lineage: Eukaryota; Fungi; Glomeromycota; Glomeromycetes; Diversisporales; Gigasporaceae. The record is from the annotation of a GenBank genome assembly.